AUGGUCGCAUCAACGACAUCUGCAUCGAGCUCGCGGCUCUUGCUGCCGGGCCAGCCACUUUCUUCCACGCUUGCGACCAAGCCAGGGAAACCGCAGCUCGAGCUCGGACUGGGCACAUACUCUCGCGGCGACUACAUCCUGUCCUCGCUCGUCGGCUACGAGACUCGCUUCCCGUCGACACCGGACUCUGCGCCAUCAUCGUCGUCUCGUUCGCAAGCACCAAAAUCCGAGACAGUCUCGAUCAGCGGUGUGGAGAAUCGCUUUGUGGUACCGCGGCCCGACUCGACGGUGAUUGCACGCGUGACGCGCGUGACGCCGCGCCAAGCGUACCUGUCGAUCCUGAUUGUCGACGGCCAGCCGUGCGGCUCUUCGUCAUCCACCUCGUCUACAUUCGUACAGUCUGGUCUUGGCAACCAUGCAGCUGGCGAAGGUGAAGGGAUCGACUUCCAGGGCGUCGUUAGGAGUCAGGAUGUGCGCUCGACGGAAAAGGACAAGGUGAAGCUCGCCGACUGCUUCCGGCCCGGCGACAUUGUGCGCGCAACAGUCAUCAGCCUCGGAGAUGCACGCAGCUACUACCUUUCGACGGCAGCAAAUCAUCUCGGCGUCAUCUACGCCCUCUCGGCAACAUCCGCAGGCGAAUCAUCCAAUGCCCACCAGGGUCCCGGGUGGAACAUAGCCGGAAACCAAAUGGUGCCCAUCAGCUGGAACCAGAUGAUCGAUCCCAUCACCGGCAUCGUCGAAAACCGAAAAUGCGCCAAACCCGACUCCAUCUAG
Messenger RNA from Moesziomyces antarcticus, 774 nucleotides. RefSeq lists its product as uncharacterized. Gene Ontology annotation, biological process: RNA processing. Gene Ontology annotation, cellular component: cytoplasm; nuclear exosome (RNase complex). NCBI's taxonomy places the organism in Eukaryota, Fungi, Basidiomycota, Ustilaginomycetes, Ustilaginales, Ustilaginaceae. Gene Ontology annotation, molecular function: RNA binding. The coding region runs from base 1 to 774 and encodes 257 amino acids. The record is from RefSeq and is a predicted model, not a curated record. The transcript has a single exon.